AUGAUUGCCAGUGUGUUUCGUAAUAGGGCCACGUGUGUUGAGGUUCUGCAGGGCGUUGAGCGUCUGCGCCCGAGUUGGUGGACGCCGUCCUGUACGCAAUUCCUCCGCCGUGUGGAGAACACCCCGUCUGUGAGUUCAACAGCAAACAUUCCAUUAACAUCAUCAUCAUCAAAAGAAAAGAAAGUUUUGAUUGUGUUGGAAGGACUUGAUGGCGUAGGAAAGUCUCUUGUGGCUCAGACACUCGUGAAGAAAUUGGGGGAUACGGCUCAACUCAUGCGCACACCAGAUCCGGUCUACAGUGAUAUCCGUGAACUUUUCCGUGUACAGGAUGAACACACCGCCAGGGCAUUUUACAGUGCGGCGAACUAUUUAGCCGCCUGGGAUGUUUUUCAUCGCACAGAUCAGCGGCAAUUUAUUCUCUUUGAUCGUUGGUGGUGUUCCACAUGUGCCAUGGCAUUGGCGAACACUUGCAGUUUAGCAUCACUUCCGCCUAUUGGUGAUGAGGUGUAUAAAUGGCCGCAAGAUCUCCCAAGACCGGAUGUGGGUGUGUUUCUGUAUGUAGAAGAACACAUACGUCAGGCACGCAUACGCCGCCGUGCACCUGAAGAUGUGGAGGAACGUCGACUUAGAGAACAGCAAGAGAUGCGAGCUGUGGCGAUGGAGGCGUAUAGACGAUUUGGUUUACUUACAGAAGUGCAUGUGUCUACAUACCGAGCGGCGGUGAAUGAUAUUCUUGCACUACUAACAAAGCGAGGAGUGCAACACAGCGCAGUACCUUUUACGAAUGCAGAGUUGGCGGAGAUCCAUCCAUUCUAA
Molecule: messenger RNA, 816 nt
Organism: Trypanosoma theileri
Lineage: Eukaryota; Euglenozoa; Kinetoplastea; Trypanosomatida; Trypanosomatidae
Exons: 1
Coding region: 1-816 (271 amino acids)
Biological process (GO): dTDP biosynthetic process; dUDP biosynthetic process; dTTP biosynthetic process
Cellular component (GO): mitochondrion; cytoplasm
Molecular function (GO): dTMP kinase activity
Source: RefSeq, a predicted model, not a curated record